AGUCUUGGCCUUGUGUCAACACGGAGCUGGAGGUGGCUGCGAGGAGGGGCAGGGGACGCCCAGCGGACCCGCGCGCAGUCCGAGGGUAUCAGGCGAGGCUCCGCUGCGGACGGGCGACGCGCAGCAAUGGCGGAACCGGCGUCGGCUCGGACAUUUUCUCUUCAGAUGAGGACUUGGUACCUCCUAUUUGACAGUGUGACCAAGUAGGUACCAUGAUGAAAACGGAAAAUGCCAGUGGGAAAACACAAUUAUAACUAAAAUAUAUGUUCAUAAAGAAUACUUGGAGCCCAAAACUGAAGUGAAAGAUGGAGCUCUUAAGAGCUCUCUAGAAUCAAUAAACAUUUAAAAAAAAAAACAAAACUAGGAGGAAAAGCCAGUAAAAAUAAUGGGCAACAAAUUUAGACCUUCAAAGAUUUCUGGUAGUGAGUGUCCGGGGGAAGGACGUGUGGAAGGCCCAGAGGGACCCGGACACGCACAGUCCGCACUGGAAGCCAUCGUGGCUGAGGAACUAGCAGCUGAGGGUCCAGUGGGCCCGGUGCACACCCCGAUACGGAGAAACCCAGUAGAACCCGACCAGGAUAAACGAAAGUAAAUCUCUGUCUACACACGUCAUAGUCAAAGCACGAAAUCCGUGGCAGAGAGAAUGCUUACAGGCAGCCAGAGAAAAGAAGACCGAUUACCUCACAGGAGGAAGCGCCGCGCCACCCCCCUGGCUUCCUCCCCACCGCCUCCGCCAGCGCCAGAGGACAGCUCCUGCCCGCAGCCCCCGGAGCUCCCGCUGCAGGCCGUGGUGGCCGCCAUCCAGGCCGCGGAGAAGAAGGUGGAGGCCCAGGCCGCCCAGCUGCAGAGCCUGGAGAGGCGCAUGGAGACGGUGGAGAAGAAGCUGGCCGACUUCGAGAAGAUGACCUUGGAGUUCGGGAACCAGCUGGAGGGCAAGUGGGCUGUGCUGGGGACGCUGCUGCAGGAGUACGGGCUGCUGCAGAGGCGGCUGGAGAACAUGGAGAACCUGCUGAGGAACAGGAACCUCUGGGUCCUGCGGCUGCCCCCGGGCAGCGCGGGGGAGGCCCCCAAGGUGUCGCGGGCACUGGACAGCGAUGGCGUCUGUUUCUCGGAGCAGGAGUGGGAGAAUCUGGAGGACUGGCAAAAGGAGCUGUACAGAAACGUGAUGAUGAGCAACUACGAGACUCUGGUCUCUCUGAAGGUCCUUGGCCAGCCGGAAGGAGACGCGGACCUGGGCACAGAGAUGCUGGGCGACUUGGAGGAGGAAGGCCUCGGGGGCGUCCACCCGGUUGAAGGGGUCGUGAUCAAGCAGGAGGUAGAGUCCCCCCAGGGACAGGAGCGCUCGGAGGCCCUUCCCGGGGAGUUCCCGGGCCUGGCGGAAGAGCAGGCUUUCCUGGGCCCCGUGCCGACUGAGCUCUGGAACGGUCAGGGCGCGUCUGUCCUCUUGGAAUCAGACCCCAGGGACGUGACUCUCGAGGAGCCCGUGGACGGCAGCAGGGGCCCCGGCAGCGACAGAAUUCUGGGCUGCCCCCCGAGGCAGAAGUCCAGCAGGCCGGCGCAGCUGGGUCAGGAGUGCGGGCAGGGCCUGAAGCUGCCGAGGGACCUUCCUGGCCCCUUCGAGUGUCCCGAGUGCGAGCUCAGCUACCGCUGCGAGCAGCAGCUGGCCACCUAUCUGCGGACCCACUCGGGGUGGGAGCCCCCUGCCGCGCCGGCACCGGAGCCGGAGCCAGAGCCGGAGCCGGAAGAGAGCCUCAGGCCCAGGCCGCGGCUGAAGCCCCAGUCCAAGAGGACCAGACAGCAUCAGUGUGACAUUUGUAUGAGGAGCUUCAGCUGCAGGGUGAGCCUGGUGACCCACCAGCGCUGCCACCUGCAGGAGGGACCCAGUGGCGGUCAGCGCGUCCAGGAGAGGUUCUCGCCCAACAGCCUGGUCGCCCUGCCGGGCCACAUCCCCUGGAGGAAAAGCCGGAGCUCCCUCAUCUGCGGCUACUGUGGCAAGAGCUUCAGCCACCCAUCGGAUCUGGUGCGGCACCAGCGCAUCCACACAGGCGAGCGGCCCUACACCUGCCCCGAGUGUGAGCGGAGCUUCGUGCAGAAGCAGCACCUGCUGCAGCACCAGAAGAUCCACCAGCGGGAGCGUGGCGGGCUGGCUCCGGAGCCCGGGAGGCCCAGCGGCCUGCUUUAAGGGUGCCAGCCCCUCGCCUGUCCGGGGGGGCCGAGGGGGCUGGCAGUGGUCUCCCGAAGAGACGCUGUGCGGAGUCAGGGGCUGGCUUCUUCCUGAGGGGAGUCGCUUUGAUUUGCCUAACCUUGGCCAAGCGACAGGCCGAGCCGCGCCCCCGAAACCGUGUGGAGCGGGGUGGGGCCCGGCCUGCCCCCGAUGUCUGCCCUGCUGUUGAGUGGGCCGUGUCGUCGGCACCUUCACGUCUCGGGUUUCCCCACCCACACCGAUGCGCGUGGUCUGGGGUGGGUUUGAGGGCCCGGCCCAGCGAUUCAGGCCUCCCCGCGGGGCGGGGCCAGGCCAGAGGGGUGAGCUGGUGUGCAGAAGAGCUCUGGGGAGCAUAACCACGUUUGCCCUUUUGUAGUCUCCUUAUUAUUAACAACAAGUAGAAAAAUAAUUUAAAUGAGCGCUCACCCUGCUCUGGAGAACCUUUCUGGAAUUAGAUUUUAGUUGAUUUAAAAAACUAAUAUGCAGCCCAACACUUGUUUUCCAAGUCUCCAGAGCUGUAGAAGUUGUUCCUAACAACUUCUGGCCUGCCAUCCGGGAGGGAACUGUUUCCGGGGCUGUUUUCGCCCACCCACACUCAGGCCAGGGUCCAGGGGUCAGGGGGCAUCGCAGGGCUCCAUAUCGUGGGGGGUCUUAGCACUCUCGGAUGGGGCUCACUGAAUCAAAAGAACCGAGAGGGAGAAAGCAGCAGGGGUGGACCCCCGAGCGCCCCAGCGAGAGCGAAGAGCCUGGUGCACGAAUUGCUGCCUCCUCCUGGGAGCUGGGAGCUGGGGUUUCUGCCUCGGCUCCUGCCCCUCCAUCCGCUCCCUGCCGGGUUCCACGGCCUCACGGGGUGGACGACUCCCUUGUUACUUAAGGCUGUUCAGCUUGUGUAGUGGUUAUUUGAGUUCGUGCCUGUUGGACCAGUGAUUCCCGGAGGUCGUUCAGGUGACACUUUCCAGACUAGUUCUGGGACGGACCCUUGCGGAGCUGAUGGAGGAAAAGCACACGGCUUCUGGGUGGGCUCCUGGCUCCUGGGUGAGUGUCCCUUUUGAUGACUUGGCAGUUGCUUAGAAUAAAACUUGCUACUGGCAAAGGAAAAGUGCUCGUGUC
Messenger RNA from Artibeus jamaicensis (Jamaican fruit-eating bat), 3313 nucleotides. RefSeq names its product zinc finger protein 212 (gene ZNF212). The record is from RefSeq and is a predicted model, not a curated record. The coding region runs from base 644 to 2182 and encodes 512 amino acids. The transcript has 7 exons. NCBI's taxonomy places the organism in Eukaryota, Metazoa, Chordata, Mammalia, Chiroptera, Phyllostomidae. Gene Ontology annotation, molecular function: DNA-binding transcription factor activity; RNA polymerase II cis-regulatory region sequence-specific DNA binding. Gene Ontology annotation, biological process: regulation of transcription by RNA polymerase II.